GGCGCUCGGAGGGACGGCGGGCGGGCGGGGGUCCUGCCUGGGCGAGUGCAAGCUGGCCGGCCAGGGUCCUUGAGGGGGCCCUGAGAAGUGAGGGUCCCAGCUGCACGAUGGACCAGCCAGAGCCGCCAGCCCCCCCGCCCAAAGAAAACGAGGUGAAACAUGACACCACCACCAACGAAGAGGAUGAAGGAGAGCCGUUCGAUUUCGACAGUGGAGAUGAGAUUCCAGAGGCUGAUCGGCCAGCCGCGGGCGCCCCCGCCGGUGGUGCGGGCGCGGCUGCUGCGUCGGGCUCAGGAGAUGAACUCGGGAGGGGAACCGCCGCGGACGCCCUAGCAGAAGGCGCACCGCCUGAGGUCCCGACAAGGGUGAACCCCUACUCCGUCAUCGACAUCACGCCCUUGCAGGAGGAGCAGCCCCCGCCCGCAGACCCGGAUGCCGAGGGGGAGGGCGCCAGCCUGCCGGUGCCCAGCGGGUACUCGGUGCCGGUGCCCUGUGGCUACGCCGUGCCCUGCAACCUGCCGCUGCUCGUGCCCGCCUACUCCAGCCCCGUCCUGGAGUUCAUGCCUCUGCAGUCCCUGGCGCACCGCCAGGCAGGUUCCACUGCUGGGGAAGGGGUGCUUGUCACUGUCCGCUGCGGCCACGGGGCCAUUUUAUGGACACAGGAAGCAGCAGAAGACAGCCCGUUUAAUUCUCUAAGUUCUGAGGAUCCAGCAAACAGUGACGAGCGAGUGCCGCAGGAGGACAGUGCCCUCGCCCGGUGGGCGGCGGACCCGGCCAACACCGCGUGGAUGGAGAAUCCAGAAGAAGCCAUUUAUGAUGAUGUGCCAAGAGAAAAUUCAGACUCUGAACCAGACGAGAUGAUUUACGAUGACGUGGAGAACGGAGAUGAAGGUGGAAACAGCUCUUUGGAGUACGGAUGGAGCUCCAGCGAAUUCGAGAGCUACGAGGAGCAGAGUGACUCCGAGUGCAAGAACGGGGUCCCCAGGUCCUUCCUGCGCAGCAGUCACAGACAGCAACUCUCCCAUGACCUAGCCCGUUUCAAGGAGCACUAUGAGAAAAAGAUGAGAGCCGUGAUGGCCGGCGCGGUGGCGGCCACAGAGACUCCGCCGCUAAAGCAGAGACAGGAGCCGAAGAUGCAGAAACUCAUGAAGGCUGCAAAGGAGGGCACUAAAGACGGACUGGAGAAGACCAAGGCCGCCGUGAGGAGGGGCCGCUCGCUCAUUAGGACCAAGUCCUUCAUGGCUCCAGACCACAGGUCCUGCGUGGAAGAGGAGCAGAGUUUGUUUAUCGACGUGGACUGCAAGCACCCCGAGGCCGUCCUGACGCCGAUGCCUGAGGGCCUGUCUCAGCAGCAGGUGGUAAGGAGAUACAUUCUGGGUUCGGUUGUGGACAGUGAGAAGAACUACGUGGAUGCGCUGAAGAGGAUUCUGGAGCAAUACGAGAAGCCGCUGUCGGAGAUGGAGCCAAAGGUCCUGAGCGAGAGGAAGCUGAAGAUGGUGUUCUACCGGGUCAAGGAGCUGCUGCAGUGCCACGCCAUGUUCCAGAUCGCGCUGGCCAGCCGCGUGGCCGAGUGGGACUCUGUGGAGACCAUCGGGGACGUCUUCGUGGCUUCGUUUUCCAAGUCCAUGGUGCUGGACGCCUAUAGCGAGUACGUGAAUAACUUCAGCACGGCCGUGGCAAUCCUCAAGAAAACGUGCGCCACAAAGCCCGCUUUCCUUGAAUUUUUAAAGUGCCAGGAGUGCAGCCCCGACCGUGUCACACUCUACAGCCUGAUGAUGAAGCCCAUCCAGCGGUUCCCGCAGUUCAUCCUCCUGCUGCAGGACAUGCUGAAGAAUACGUCCAAAGGACAUCCUGACCGGCUGCCCCUUCAGAUGGCGCUGACGGAGCUGGAGACGUUAGCGGAGAAGCUCAAUGAGAGGAAAAGAGACGCUGACCAGCGUUGUGAAAUCAAGCACGUCGCCAAAGCCAUCAACGAGAGAUACCUGAACAAGCUUCUCAGCAGCGGGAAUCGGUACCUCGUGCGGUCUGACGAUAUGAUCGAAACCGUCUACAACGACAGAGGAGAGAUCGUUAAGACCAAGGAGCGUCGGGUCUUCAUGCUGAGCGAUGUGUUGAUGUGCGCCACGGUCAGUGCACGCACCUCGGACAGCAGCACGAUCACAUCGAGCAGCCAAAGGUACCUGUUAAAGUGGAGUGUUCCCCUCGGCCACGUAGAGGUGAUAGAGUACGGCAAUAAUGAAGGCGCUGGAGAAAACAGGUGUCCCCCGGUGUACCCGCCCGAGAGCCUGGCCGUCGUCGCCAAUGCUAAGCCAAGCCAGGUGUACGUGGGGCCGGGGCAGCUGUACCGGGACUUGCAGAACCUCCUGCACGACCUGAACGUCGUCGGCCAGAUCUCUCAGCUGAUCGGGAACCUCAAGGGACACUAUCAGAACUUGAACCAGUCGGUCGCCCACGACUGGACGUCGGGUUUGCAGAGGCUCAUUCUGAAGAAGGAAGAGGAGAUCAGGGCCGCGGACUGUUGCAGGAUCCAGCUGCAGCUGCCGGGGAGGCAGGACAGGUCCGGGCGGCCCACCUUCUUCACAGCCGUGUUCAAUACGUUCACACCCGCCAUCAAGGAGUCCUGGACCAACAGCCUGCAGAUGGCCAAGCUCGCCCUGGAGGAGGAGAACCACAUGGGCUGGUUCUGCGUGGAGGACGACGGGAACCAGAUCAAGAAGGAGAGACACCCCCUCCUCGUGGGACACAUGGCAGUGACGGUGGCCAAGCAGCAGGAGUUCAAGAUCGAAUGCGCCGCCUACAACCCGGAGCCCUGCGUGAGUAAUGAGGUUCAGCCAGACUCCUCGUCCACGGCGCACGGCUUCCUGUGGAUUGGAAGCUGCACCAGCCAGAUGGGCCAGAUCGCCAUCGUGUCCUUCCAGAGCUCCAGCCCCAAGGUCAUCGAGUGCUUCAACGUGGAGUCCCGGACCCUGUGCAUGGUGUUCAUCCCUGCGGAGCCUGGGGCCACGGCUGGGAGGGCACCGGGCGUGCCCACCAUCUGCCUGGGCACCGAGGAGGGGAGCAUCUCCAUUUACAAGAGCAGCCAGGGCUCCAAGAAAGUGCGUCUGCAGCACUUCUUUGCCCCUGACAAGUCCACGGUCAUGAGCCUUGCCUGCACGCCCCAGCACCUGUAUGCCGGCCUGGUCAACGGGGCCGUGGCCGUCUACGAGAAGGCCGAAGAUGGCUCCUGGAAUCCCGAACCUCAGAAAGUGAUAAAAUUAGGCGUCCUGCCCGUUAGAAGCCUCGUCAUGACGGAGGACACGUUAUGGGCAGCUUCUGGAGGUCAAGUUUUUACGAUCAGCGCAGAGACCCACACGGUAGAGAAUCAGCUGGAGGCGCACCAGGAAGAAGGCAUGGUAGUCUCGCACAUGGUCGUCGCUGGCGUGGGGAUCUGGAUCGCCUUCACCUUGGGCUCCACGCUGCGUCUCUUCCACACGGAGACGCUCAAGCAUCUGCAGGACAUCAACGUAGCCACCCCCGUCCACCACAUGCUGCCAGGGCCCCAGCGCCUCUCGGUGACCAGCCUGCUCGUCUGCCAUGGCCUGCUGAUGGUCGGCACCAGCCUGGGCUUCGUGGUGGCCCUGCCUGUGCCUCGUCUGCAGGGGAUCCCCAAAGUGACCGGAAGAGGCAUGGUCUCCUACCACGCGCACAACGGGCCCGUCAAGUUCCUGGUCAUGGCCACCGCCGCCCUCAGGACAGACAAGGACAAGCCCGCGGACAGCCCGCCGCCCGGCGCAGACCCCCAGGAGGAAGACCAGAAGGAUGUGCUCCCCGGCGAGGGGCCGGGCCCUGGCCUGAGUCAGGGCAGCCCGGACGCCGUCUGGCUGGGGGGCUCGCUGGGCUCCGUGACUCACAGAAGCGAUUUCUCGUCGUCGUCCGGGUCCCUGGCCCCAUCGCAGGGCUCGGGCUCCCUGGAGCCCAGGCCGGAGGAGAGCCUGGUCUACGACCUCCUGCAGCCGCCCAGUGUGUCCUCGAGCCGGGGGCGGCGGGUCAGGAGGGCGAAGGCCAGCUCCGUGCUGGUGGUGUGCGGGGGCCAGGGCCACCGGCGGGUGAGCCGGAGGGCCCGGCAGCAGCGGCCCGAGGAGCUGGCCUCCUCCGUCAUGGUCUGGCAGGUCCCCCUGCUGAACGCGUGAGCCCGCGUCCUUGCAGCCAGGCCGGGCGGCCCGAGGGCUGUGGCCGUGUCCGCACUGGUUGAGGGUAAAUUAAGUCUCUGGGGAAGAAAAGUGCAAUAGCACCACUGUGUUUCCCGGCCAGCUCAUUGCCUCUGUUCCCAGCACGGACGCUGGUGAGGAGGCAGAAGGGUGCACCAGGCGGGGCGGCGGGGCGAGGGGGGGCGGGGCCGUGGCCACGCAGAGACACGACGCUCCGCGCCCACUCGCAGGCCUGCUGCUUAGAGACUCCGCAGAGCAAGAACUUACGGAGAAACGGAGCUUGUUCAGUAGUAGAGACAUUUAUUAACAAUUCUUAGCGUAACCUUCCUUGAUCCAGAGUCUCUCCUUUUAUUUAUAUUGUACGUCUCUAAACUGCAGCACAGAGUUUCUAACAAGAGAGGCCGGCGACGGACCCCAGUCCGGGUGGUGGGAUUUGCCAAGUGGCCACAAUGCGUGUAUUGUAUAUUUUAACAAAGUAGUAUUUUUGUAUUGCCUUUUUUUCUAUUAAAAAUUAACAGUUAUUAUUUUAGACAAUAUGUUAUCUGUAACAUUUCACAAGUCAUUUUCGCUUUGAACCAAAAUGCUCUAUACCUUACCAACACUUAGACGCGCGCGUCAACCCCAAAAGAUCCUUCCCUUCCAUCGGAGAGCAUCGACGCCCACGUUAGAAACGCGCCUUUCCCUGUCGUAGGAAAUGCACACAGAGCGUGUCCUCAGCCCUCUCUGGGUGUUUCCUGCGCCUGUGGACCUGGACCACGGUGUCUGUUUCCAACACGCCUCCUGAGGUGACCUACGGUGCUAGCGAGUGCGGCCUGUGCCUGCCGGGGUGGGGCCCGGGCCGGGGACACUGCGGUCAGCACGCCCGGCACGCUGGCUUGUGUUCUGUGGUCAUGCAGCCGCCGCUCGGUCACACGUGCGGGCGAGCAGGUGUGAGGCGCAGCGUGGGUUUGUGAACCGGUGUUGUGCUUACUGAGUGAUUCACGACGUGAACUCGGGCAUCACCGGAGAUACACUUCUCAGCACUUUACAGAUGACUAAGAAAUGCUAAUUUUUUGACCUAGCCAAAUAUUUUCCAAGGUGCAUAUACACCCGCACGUGAACGUAACCUCUCCCCAAGCUUUCUUAAAUUGUUACCUGCUACCUGAAGUCAUAAAUAAAGUCUUUUUAUUUAAAAAUA
Suricata suricatta (meerkat) is the source of this 5364-nucleotide messenger RNA. It is a transcript of the gene ARHGEF10, whose product is annotated as Rho guanine nucleotide exchange factor 10. Gene Ontology annotation, molecular function: guanyl-nucleotide exchange factor activity; protein binding. Gene Ontology annotation, biological process: positive regulation of stress fiber assembly; mitotic spindle assembly; actin cytoskeleton organization. Lineage: Eukaryota; Metazoa; Chordata; Mammalia; Carnivora; Herpestidae. The transcript has 30 exons. The record is from RefSeq and is a predicted model, not a curated record. Bases 108 to 4169 code for a protein of 1353 amino acids. Gene Ontology annotation, cellular component: centrosome.